AACGGUUGAGCGGCCGUCCUCUCUCCGGAUCCGCUUGCCGGAUUCUUGAACGUUUUACUUUUACAUUUCCGUUCAUUUGAGCGAAUAUCGGUAAACAGGUUCCGUGUUUGCGGUUCUACUUUGGUUCGUACCUGGCUCGGCUGCACUCGGACCACACUCAGCCCCGCGGCUGCUCGGUCACAUUCGGCUUUUGUCGUUCGGAGGAGGAAUGGACGAAGCGGACUCGGCCACGAAAGCGCUCGGGCUGGAUGAACCGCCCAUCGACAUGUCGCCGGUUGAGCAAGUGGGCUCGGAUACCGAGUCGGAGGCCGAAGUCACCACAAUGGCCGUGAUGGCAGAACCGGGAAACAUCGACAUGGGACCCGAGUCCUUGCCGAAUUCAGACGAGGCCGAGGCAGCAUUUGCAGAGGUGACGGCUGUGACGGUGGCGGACGUUCAAACUGCAGAGGACAACGUUUUUACGACGACGGUUGCCACGUCAGGAAGUCUCCCUGAACACGUGCUGAGUGGGAGGACAACCCUGCAGCUGGGUGAUGGUCUCAGUACCCGGAAGGCCACCUUGAUUGUAGUUCACACUGAUGGCAGCAUCGUGGAGGCUACUGGCCUCAAAUCUGCUGCCGCGAUGGCACCAGGCCCACAGACUCCACCCACCCCGCUGACUCCACCCCAGGACAAAGACUCCUGCUCCAAGUACAACUGGGACCCCUCAGUGUACAACAACGAGCUGCCUGUCCGCUGCAGGAACACCAGCGGAGUUCUCUACAAGACCCGACUGGGAUCAGGGGGCAAAGGUCGCUGCAUCAGACACAACCAGCAGUGGUUCACCCCCACUGAGUUCGAAGGUCUGGCGGGAAGAGCAAGCAGCAAAGACUGGAAGAGGAGUAUCAGAUACGCUGGCAGACCUCUGCUCUGCCUCAUACAGGAGCGUAUCCUGAACCCCCACGCUGCUUCCUGUACCUGUGCAGCCUGCUGUGAUGACCUGUCAGGGAGGGCCAAUAGUAUCAUCAUGCAAUGCCAGAUGUGCCUGCCAGAGGUGACCGAACUGGCAGCAUUCAAUAACUCCACGUCUAAUCUGCGGAAGCAUGUUUUGUGUCAAAAGGAUGGAGAGACCCUGGAAGCAGAAAACAUCAGUAUGACGGGUCCAGUCCGCCUCUUCGUCCCGUACAAGAGACGCAAGAAGGACAACGAGCCUCCCGUUAUCUCCCCCAAAAAAGAACUUCCUGCUACCAAAAACAUCACGCUGACCCCCGGGACCACAUUCACGGUGUCCCCGUCAGGACAGUUCACCACCUCCGGCACCUUGACCUUUGACCGCACUCCGACGAGCGACGCCACCGCCGCCGCCGCCGCUGCUGCCGCCAUCAUCUCCGAAGGCUCGGCGCAGAGCGAGGUUUUCGCCAGCACAGCAGUGCUGACGGCGCUGCCGGCGCUGGCCAUGACUCCUCAGCCGGUUCAGGCCAAGAUGGCGGUGACAGUGACGGCGUCGUCGUCGUCUCCGUCGGUGGGGCUGGUGAGCGGGCUGGAGGGGGGGCCUGUAGGGGGGGUGGGGCCUGUAGUGGGGGUGGGGCCGGGGGUCAGCGAGGGGCAGAAGAGCACCUGGCUGUACCUGGAGGAGAUGGCCAACACGCUGCUGAGCAACGUCCAGCAGCUGAAGGCUCUGAUCGAACAGGCUAAAGACUCUGCAGGGGACACUGCAGGGGUCAAAGGUCAGGGAGGCAGGAAGGAGUGUAGUCUCAGUCAGUCGUUUCAGAACCAGAUCACGUUUGAGCAGCCUGAUGACUCGGAGGCCAAGAGGAGCUCUGAAAACAUAACCGAGAUCAUCAUCAACCAAAUGUGUGUGAACUGCGGCCGGGUGGCGAUGAGCGAGUGUACAGGCUGUCACAAGGUCAACUACUGCUCCACCUUCUGUCAGAGGAAGGACUGGAAGGAACAUCAGCACACCUGCUGUCAAUCAGUAGGGGGCGUGGCUGUUCAGGAGGAGGAGCCAAUCACAGCCCUUGACAUGGACAAAGUGAAAUGAAGGUGCCCACCAAACACGAGGUCAUCACACAGGAAUUCCUUAUAUGGUGCAAAGAGGAGCGAGUCUGUUUUGAAGACUUUGAAUCUCCCCACUGGAACUUUUAUUGUGAAAAGUCCCCUCAGACCGACAGGAAAAGACCUGAUCUCUGAUCUGCUGAGAGACGAACGUAUAAAUGCGUUAAGACUUUUAUAUUUGUAGAGCGAAGUUGGAUUUUUUUUUCACCUUCGAAUGAGUUUUUCUAGCAGUUUAUUAUGAUGUUAUAGAGGAUGAUAACACGGUUUAGGGCUGAAACUAACUGUUAUUUUCAUUAUGGAUUAAUCAGUCAAUUAUUUUCUUAAUUAUUUAUACCCAUAAUGAUUUUUUUUUUAUUUCUUAUCUUCCCUGUUGUUUUAUGUAACAGUAUUGUACUGCCAUUUUGACUCCAGAUAAACUGAUUUAAAUCUCCGUCCAGAGAACGUUCUGGUUAAACAAAGGUCAACCCAUCAAUAAAAUAAAACAAUAUUAAAUUAACCCCGGUCUCCACCCCCGCCAAUACUCUGAGAUGAGUUAUCUCUGUGUGUCUGUUGUUAAUGGUAUUUGUCUUUAUCGUUUUGAGGCACGAUCAGUUGUUGUCUGAUUAGAAAAAUAUUUGAUUAUUGGAGUUUCUUUGUUUUUUCUUCCAUCUAAAAGACCCCCGUUUUUUUUUUUUUUAUUAUGUGACCAUUUCAGUUUGAGUCUGUUUUCUAUGAAGAACCCCAGAGAUACUUUGUGUAAAUGUUAUCUUGUGUUUAACAAGAUUAUAACAUGAUCAUCUUUUAGGAUUUUGAAGCACUGUAGUUUAUUUUUGUUCAAGUGAUUCAAACUCAGUAGCUCCAAAAAGACAGAAGUGAGCCGAGAGUGUAUAUACCGCCAGUAUUAAACCAUCUAAUGAAACUGAAUUUAAUUUAUAAUAAGUCAGAAGAGACUUUUGUUGUCAUUCACAUCGUCUGAUGUUUAUUUAAUUAAGUUAAUAAAAUCGGAUUUCAGGUGG
Molecule: messenger RNA, 3029 nt
Organism: Perca flavescens (yellow perch)
Lineage: Eukaryota; Metazoa; Chordata; Actinopteri; Perciformes; Percidae
Gene: deaf1
Product: DEAF1 transcription factor
Exons: 14
Coding region: 209-2020 (603 amino acids)
Biological process (GO): regulation of transcription by RNA polymerase II
Cellular component (GO): nucleus
Molecular function (GO): DNA binding; DNA-binding transcription factor activity, RNA polymerase II-specific
Source: RefSeq, a predicted model, not a curated record